GCUACACCGGCGAUCGUCUGGUAGGCAAUGUCCAAAUGAAGAUUGUGGACGAGAAAACUAAUACGGUAAUCACGUCCAAAAACCGCGCUGGAAAAUUGCUUUUUAAAGGUGGGACGGUCUUGCGUCAUUACAAGGGCGUUGAUUCGUCCACCAGUGGAGCCUUUACAGAAGACGGGUGGUUCGACUCCAGUGAUAUGGGAUAUGUCGAUGAAUCUGGCGGUCUGGUCGUCAUUGGGAGGACUUCAGAUUUCAUCACGUCUGGCUCUGCUGUGGUCCACCCCCAGUGACUGGAGGAGUGGAUCAUGAAGUGCCCGGGGGUCGCCU
Physella acuta is the source of this 324-nucleotide messenger RNA. Its product is annotated as 2-succinylbenzoate--CoA ligase-like. The record is from RefSeq and is a predicted model, not a curated record. Gene Ontology annotation, molecular function: CoA-ligase activity. Lineage: Eukaryota; Metazoa; Mollusca; Gastropoda; Physidae.